AUGCAGCAGUCGAGCGUCGAGGACGGCAGCUUCGCCAACAAUUCCCUGGGCUUCCGGCCCAUUGUGCUCUACGACAUGCGGCUGGACAUGGCCGACGAAUCCCUGACGCUGUCGCGCUCGAGGAAGGAGCAGCAGCUCCCGCACUUCUCCACGCUCUCGAGCUGCGAGCUCGACGACAUCGACGCCAACUGCUCAGCUCAACUAUCCCCACACGAUCUGCGUCAGGGCAGAACGCCCACCUCACAGCCUUUUCAGGCGGAAGAGUACUCUCCGCCGCCUCGAUCUCGGGGCCGAGGGCCUGCAACGGCCGACACCAUGUUCAACUAUCGAGCGCUGGGCAGUUUACGCAGCGGGCUCGCUCCGAUCGCGCUGCUGAGUCGGUGGCACGCCGGCCUUGCAGUCACCGCCUUCGUGCUAGGCGCGGCGAAGGGCGUCGUGCGCGCAGCAUAUCGGCCAUUGCUAUUGACGACCUUGAAUGAAAAGUUCAACAGGAAAUAUGAUCCAGACGCAGCGCUACUGGACUGGGCCGACAUGCUCUCGGUGCUCCUCGGUCUCUUCUCGGAUUGUAUGCCGAUCUACGGCACUCGACGGAAGGCGUACAUCGCACUGGGCUGGAUCUUGAGUGGGGUGAGCUAUGCCAGCGUGUAUGGGAUCUAUAAAGACCAGAUCCAGGACGUUCAAACGCCCGGCAGGAUCUUCGGACGGUUGCUCGAGGCGUGGAGUGUUGCAGGCUCCUUUGCGCUUCAACUGUCGUGGGUGGCAGCGCUAGCGCUUGUGGUCGGCUUCGGACAGCGCGAGACUCUUAGUGAGCGAGGCGGGUUGGCAAUGCUCUUCCUGGUGCUUUGGCAAGCGGGGAACCUCGUGGCUCUCAUCGGCGUCGCGGAGCUCCAGUCGACGCUGACCCUGCUACAUACCAGCGCUUGUCUCGCUACGGCUUCGCUGGUUGCGUUGCUUUCCGUGCUCUGCUUCUUGUACGACGACGACGACCAGGAGUCGACGGUCACGCUGGCAGCGUCAACGAAGCGGGUCGGAGUGGUGCCAGCGCUGCGUACAGGGGUUAUCCAGGUGUGGGAGGUCUGCCAGGAGAAGGUGACGUAUCACGUACUGCUCUUCUUGUUGAUCUACGGAGUUCUGCUCAAGGCUCGCGACCCCGGCGUACACAAAGCUCUUGCUACUUGGAGUGGCUUCGGGUUUGACGAUAGCGUUCGGGCUGAGAGCCCGUGGGUGCUGGUUGUCGAGAGUGGUGUGGCACUCAUAGCUCUGCUUCACGCGAAGUGGAGACUGCUGACUACAGCUUGGAGACGGCUGGCAUUUGUCGGAGUUGGUGUCGUAGUGGUGGGUUCCCUUGUUCAAGCCACGCUUAUUGCGACAGAUACUGUCAGGAGCAAGUGGUUCUUCUCGCUGUUCUGUGGGCUCGUCGUUUGGCCCAAGACGUGGAUUCUGCUGUUCAUUGUGCUGACAGCGACGGAGGUGACGCACGUUGGCUGCGAGGGCGUCACGAUGGGUCUUGUCCUCUCUGGUCAGGGCCUUGGUACCUCAGCGUUAAACGCGGUCACUGAAUGGAUCGGCCGCGCCACCAACACUAAAGUCACGCAGCAGCUCAUUGCGGAAGACUCGCACUCCACACGAAGUCGGAUUCUGUUCGCUGCCAUAGCUUAUGCAGCUGUCAACUUGCUAGCGGCAUUGGCUGUGCCAUGGCUCCCUAGAUCCAAGAUCGAAACGCAGCAGCUUCGAGCGUUCGGAGGCUACAGCAGAAGAGGAGCCGCGCUGAUUGUGGCGAUCUUUGUACUCCUGCUAGCUCUCGCCAUCACCGCAAACUUUGAAGUUGUUUAG
Molecule: messenger RNA, 1833 nt
Organism: Phytophthora sojae
Lineage: Eukaryota; Oomycota; Peronosporomycetes; Peronosporales; Peronosporaceae
Exons: 1
Coding region: 1-1833 (610 amino acids)
Source: RefSeq, a predicted model, not a curated record